CGCAUGCACUCGCUGCUGCCGAAAGAAAACAUGGCGCUCGAGGAACCGAAUGGAGAUUUUCCAUAUUUACCUUCAGGGGCGGUGGAGGUAAACAGGAUGAUAAAGGAGAAUGGUGACCUGUUUUCUGAUGCCCUGUGUAAAGUCUGCAGUGCUGUCCUGAAUUCUGACUCACAGAAACUUGCACAUUAUCAGAGCAAAAAGCAUGCCAACAAAGUCAGGCGCUACAUGAGCAUCCACAAAGAAGAGGAGCCCACCAUCAAAAGGUUCAAGUUGCCUUCGGGAGACAGCGCCAACAGUAAUGAAGAGACGGACCGCUCCAAAGCCUGUCUUAUAUGUAAUAUGACAUUUUCCUCUCCGGUGGUGGCUGAGUCCCACUACCAGGGCAAGGUGCAUACCAAGAACCUGAGACUGAAGACUUUUGGCCACCAGCCCCCAGUAGCACUACCUCAGGCCUUGGCCCCAGUAGUGAAGAAGAAGAAGACUCAGUUAGAGGAGGCGAGCAGCGUGGCAUCGUCAGGCCCGGCCGAGGACGACCAAGACCACUUCUGUUCCAUCUGCAACGCCUCAUUCAACAACCCCCUCAUGGCCAAGCAGCACUACGAAGGCAAGAAGCAUAAAAAACAGCUGACCCAGCAGAAGCUUAUGGAGACCUAUGGGCCAUCCACAGCACCAGCUUCUACAGUAAAGGGCUAUCCAUGCACUGUGUGCAACAUUGAACUCAACUCUGUGGAACAGUAUCAAGCUCACAUCAGCGGCUCCAAACAUAAGAACCAUGUCAGAGGGAAGAAAGGGAGCAACCCAACAUUUGUCAGCCCCUCUGAAAACCAGUACACAGCAGAAAACCAGCAGUCUGAGUACCGUUAUAUGCCUGAAGCCGAACCUGUCCAGGAGGACUGGGGCGCUUUCAACCAGGACUACGAGUGAAGAGACUCCCAGUACCCCCACCUCUCUCAACUACCACAGUUCACCAGCUACUGGUGUCCCUCAGUUAGGGCCAGGAGGAUUUCCUGACCACAUCACCUGACCAGGAAAAACUCUUUGUUAUAGGCUACAACUAGGCCCCAGAGUUUUCCCUGUUCAUGUCACAUGGUCAUGUAAAAUCCCUGGAAAGAGAGUGUGUCCUCCCUUCUUCUCUCUGUGGUGUCGUAUCUGCCUCAUAGGUGAAUCCUAUCUAUCUACUCCAGUUCUACUUCAUUCUAUCUGUACUCAGAGACGGUCAGUCUCCCAGUACAUGUGUUGGUUGUGUUCUCAGUCGGUCAGACCAGAGAGGUAUAGAGACACUUGGACAUGUUGUCUAUCAUUCCUGUUCAAAAUUUCAAAUUUCAAAUUCCGACAUAAUACAGUACAAUGAUAUGACGGUGUGAUGGACUUGCAGUAGUGUUCUGGUUCUAUUUUUAUAGAACCCCCCUCCCCCCUUCUAGAGUUUUGUCCAACACCUACAGUGUGGUAAAAGUAUUUAGUCAGCCACCAAUUGUGCAAGUUCUCCCAUGUAAAAAGAUGAGAGGCCUGUAAUUUAUCAUAGGUACACCUCAACUAUGACAGACAAAAUUAGAAAAAAAAUCCAGAAAAUCACAUUGUAGGAUUUUUAAUGAAUUUAUUUGCAAAUUAUGGUGGAAAAUAAACUUUUGUUAUUGACCAAAUACUUAUCUCAAUACUUUGUUAUAUACCCUUUGUUGGCAAUGACAGAGGUCAAACGUUUUCUGUAAGUCUUCACAAGGUUUUCACACACUGUUGCUGGUAUUUUGGCCCAUUCCUCCAUGCAGAUCUCCUCUAGAGCAGUGAUGUUUUGGGGCUGUUGCUGGGCAACACAGACUUUCAACUCCCUCCAAAGAUUUUCUAUGUGGUUGAGAUCUGGAGACUGGCUAGGCCACUCCAGGACCUUGAAAUGCUUCUUAUGAUGCCACUCCUUCAUUGUCCAGGCGGUGUGUUUGGGAUCAUUGUCAUGCUGAAAGACCCAGCCAUGUUUCAUCUUCAAUGCCCUUGCCGAUGGAAGGAGGUUUUCACUCAAAAUCUCAUGAUACAUGGCCCCAUUCAUUCUUUCCUUCAGGACGACACGGAUCAGUCGUCCUGGUCCCUUUGCAGAAAAACAGCCCCAAAGCAUGAUGUUUCCACCCCCAUGCUUCACAGAAGGUAUGGUGUUCUUUGGAUGCAACUCAGCAUUCUUUGUCCUCCAAACAUGACGAGUUGGGUUUUUACCAAAAAGUUAUAUUUUGGUUUCAUCUGACCAUAUGACAUUCUCCCAAUCUUCUUUUGGAUCAUCCAAAUGCUCUCUAGCAAACUUCAGACGGGCCUGGACAUGUACUGGCUUAAGCAGGGGGACACGUCUGGCACUGCAGAAUUUGAGUCCCUGGCGGUGUAGUGUGUUACUGAUGGUAGGCUUUGUUAUUUUGGUCCCAGCUCUCUGCAGGUCAUUCACUAGGUCCCCCCGUGUGGUUCUGGGAUUUUUGCUCACCGUUCUUGUGAUCAAUUUGACCUCACGGGGUGAGAUCUUGCGUGGAGCCCCAGAUCGAGGGAGAUUAUCAGUGGUCUUGUAUGUCUUCCAUUUCAUAAUAAUUGCUCCCACAGUUGAUUUAUUCAAACCAAGCUGCUUACCUAUUGUAGAUUCAGUCUUCCCAGCCUGGUGCAGGUCUACAAUUUUGUUUCUGGUGUCCUUUGACAGCUCUUUGGUCUUGGCCAUAGUGGAGUUUGGAGUGUGACUGUUUGAGGUUGUGGACAGGUGUUUUUUAUACUGAUAACGAGUGGAGGACAGAGGAGCCUCUUAAAGAAGUUGUUACAGGUCUGUGAGAGCCAGAAAUCUUGCUUGUUUGUAGGUGACCAAAUACUUAUUUUCCACCAUAAUUUGCAAAUUAAUUCCUUAAAAAUCCUACAGUGUGAUUUUCUGGAUUUGUUUUUCUUCUAAUUUUGUCUGUCAUAGUUGAAGUGUACCUAUGAUAAAUUACAGGCCUCAUCUUUUUAAGUGGGAGAACUUGCACAAUUGGUGGCUGACUAAAUACUUUUAUGCCCCACUGUAAAUCUUUUGAUCCAUCUCUUUACAUAAUGUUUCUCUGUGACUGGCUGAGAGGAAAAACUCUCAAUAACAUAUCCUGUACGGAAAGUUAUUUUUCUUGAACUUUUACUCAUUCUAGUUUUUUCAGCUUGCGGAUAGCAACAUGGAGAGUAACUUGGACUUUCUAAAAAAAUAAAAAAUAAUAAUAAUUAUAUACAUGUAAUUUUCUGCACCCUCCAACUUCAGUGUUUGUGAGAACCUUCUAGUUUGAUGUCUAUUGUAAUUAAGACUGCCAGAUGAUAAGUACGUCCUAUAAUCGUUUUAUUAUAUGUACAUGCGUUCGUAUCAAUUUAAAACGGGGCUGUCACAAACUAACCAUACGUUGCAGCAGAUAAGCAAUGUUAUACUCUAACCUUACUCUGUAUUAGGAAUGCGCUGUCAGUACCAGGGCUUAAAAAGCAAUGUCAUUUUGUUUUUAUUCCAUUUUAUUUCUGUUUUUAGUCACAUGAAAAAUGAUAUGAAGCAACUUACAAUGUGAAAUAUGCCUUUACUAGACAUCUGCUGUGGUAUGUCAUAGUUGUAGAAAUCAUAAUGUUUUACUCCAUAGUUGUCCAUCUGUGCUGGUAGGGUCAUGAAAGAUUGUCUGAAUAUUGGUCAACAUUCUGUCUGAGGGAGUGGUUUUUGGAAUGGGAUUUGACUGUGAAUGUAAAGACAAUCUGAGAGUGUUUCAGUGGUGAUGGUGAGACUAUAAAAAGCUAUUUUAAAAGCUCAAUGUUUGGUGUAGUAAGUGCUAAAACUUUUUUUAUGUUUUUGCUCCAUUUAUUGAAUGGACAAAAAAAUAUCUACUUGGAUAUCGGUUGUAUUAGUGAGGGAUUGGAUGUGCAGAAUCGUCGUCGCAGUCCCAGGUGCGUUACUGACCGACAGUGAAGGACCCUAGAGUUGUACCUUUAUUGUUUCAAGUGAAAUACUAUGUUGAUCUUUAAAAGCAUAAAUAGAUUUUUGAUUGAUCCCAUUCCCAUUAUGUCAUUUUGUGACGAGUUGUGGAAGUUUGUCAUUUCCUAAGAUUGUUUUUUUUUUCAUCAGACAUGACAAGUUGAAUAUCUAUUACUGAAUGUGUCGCCCUGCCUUUUGGCUGAAGAAACGUUGCAUUCAUUUUGGAUGUAAUUCAUUGGAAGAGGGCUUCUAAAUACAUUGUAAAACAAGCAAAAAUAUGGCCUUUUAUUUCAGAUCUCAUUCUUAUUGUGUUGUAAAUUAUCAGAUUUAUUUUCAAUACAAACUAUGUAUGCCUAAAGAAGUGUUAGGGAAAUGUGUAUGUAGUAAAACAAUGUUUUAACUAAA
Molecule: messenger RNA, 4324 nt
Organism: Oncorhynchus masou masou (cherry salmon)
Lineage: Eukaryota; Metazoa; Chordata; Actinopteri; Salmoniformes; Salmonidae
Product: zinc finger protein 346-like
Exons: 7
Coding region: 4-924 (306 amino acids)
Molecular function (GO): zinc ion binding; nucleic acid binding
Source: RefSeq, a predicted model, not a curated record